Molecule: messenger RNA, 2481 nt
Organism: Lytechinus pictus (painted urchin)
Lineage: Eukaryota; Metazoa; Echinodermata; Echinoidea; Temnopleuroida; Toxopneustidae
Product: phospholipase B1, membrane-associated-like
Exons: 14
Coding region: 413-1747 (444 amino acids)
Biological process (GO): phospholipid metabolic process
Cellular component (GO): brush border membrane
Molecular function (GO): phosphatidylcholine lysophospholipase A1 activity; retinyl-palmitate esterase activity; A2-type glycerophospholipase activity
Source: RefSeq, a predicted model, not a curated record
ACCCUCGUCCCUGUGCGCUGCGUCCACCACUUUUCAUCCUGCUCGAUCUGUACUCCGCAUAAGCUAUUAUCAGAUUCACAGCUGUACAUUCUACUUUGGAGAAACUCAACUCCCUGAUAUCUGAUCCGAUGAAGUCAUGGGAAUUCGUACCGGCAGUGAAUGCUCAUAUGACUGCAAAAGUACAGUAUUUUCAAGACCUCCACGUAAUACAGUAAUGGAUUCGAAAGGGCUUUUGUAAACCUCUAUUGAAUUUCUUUUUAUGCAAAGCCGCAUGUCAACUGGAUAAGUAACAGGUGCACUGAACUGAGAACAGAAAGCAUGUCAAGCCAAUUGAAAGUAUAUUAUAGAGUAUACAUGUAUUGACUCACGUUAGUGACCAGACCAGACGUUUCGGAACUGAAGUUAUAUUAAAAUGGGGUACACACCGAAAUAUUGCUUUCUUGUUCUUUGCUUUCUCGCAUCUACUGGUUUGCUACCACCUGUGCAUUGUACGACUGAUAAGUUCUCAAAUAGUGCUGCUGACUUUUUACUCAAGAUUCAAAAUGGAUUUGAAAACUCCUCUAUCAGCUUAAAAGAUGAACUCUUCGUUGCUCAAAACAUCGACAAGGUUGGAUCAAACUUUGAUUGUCCAGCAUCAGUUUCGCCAACUGUUCCAGAAUCAGUUCAUUUAUUACGACCCGGGGACAUCGGGAUUAUUGGUGCUCUAGGUGACUCGUUGACGGCGGCGUAUGGAGCUGGUGCAAACUCUUUCUCACCUGUGAUGUUCGAGUACCCAGGGGAAGCAUCAAGUAUUGGAGGCGAUAAAACGUUGGAGGAAAUCAUUACACUUCCGAAUAUUUUCCGAAAGUAUAAUUCUCAUCUGUAUGGCUAUUCGACCGGACUUUCUGUCAUUUUAACCCAACCAUUCAACAAACGAUUGAAUGUGGCAAUCAGUGGAUCUUAUGCAACAGACAUGCCUGGCCAGGCUCGAGAGCUGAUCCAAACAAUGAAAGAUGAUCCUUCGGUCGAUUUUGAGAAUGAUUGGAAACUGAUAACAUUAUUCAUUGGCGGGAAUGACCUAUGCAGUGGAUGUCUCUACGCUGAAAGCUCACCGGCAAAUUACAUCAAAUUUGUGGAAAAGACCAUCCAAAUAUUACACGAUGAGAGCCCAAGGACAUUCGUCAACGUUAUUGGAAUAAUGCAAGCUAAUCAGAUCAUGAAGCUACAGGGCCCGACGAUAUGUAACUUAAUUACAAGUGUGUUUUGCCCAUGCGCAUUGGGAGGUUCAAUCCCACAGCAAUACGUUUAUCUCAAAGCCAGAGAAAUGCAGCGACUUCUUCGCAACUCUGUGGAAAGUGGAAAAUAUGAUGAUAAAGAUGAUUUCACGGCAGUAUAUCAGCCAUUUUUAGAAGACUCAAGUGUUCCUACACUACCGGACGGAGAUGUCGACAGGUCAUUCUUCGCACCCGAUUGUUUUCAUCUCAGUCAGAAGGGACAGGCUGCUCAGUCAACGGCCAAUUGGAACAACUUGUUUGAACCUGUAGGAUCCAAAGAUACAUCAUACGACACUGGAGAAAAAAUCAACUGCCCUUCACAGGACUUUCCAUACCUCUACACCAAUGUCAACAGUAAACCAGGAUUUCUUACCAAACUUCAAAAAUCACACACGUUCGGCAAUGAGGUACCAAACACCAAUGCAACAUCGAUGCCGCGAGAUUUACGCGACCAUGUCCACGAGAUCAACACGAUACUUCGUCUUGUUCCAUAGCUGUCCCCAUUUCUUACCUAUGAUAGUUGGCAGAAAACAAAUAUUUAGGGUAUAAUUUUCAAGACUAUUUAUGACAGUCCGGUACUAAUCCAUUGAUGGUGUUAUACUUUGGUGUCACCAACACUUUUACACUACAUGGUGUGGUCUCCUACGUAGAUGUAUAGGCUGCUUACUGAGUCGGAAACCGUAUUGCCAUUGACCUACUACCUGUAACAUCUCUAUAUGGUUUAUAAGAUAACCUUGGUCUAAUUAUAUCGACACCAACACUGUGUCAAAUAUCACCUCCUGCAUGCAGAGUAGUAUUUGGACAUACCAGUGCCAGAUUGUAACACCAUUUUAAACACUAGCUCCAGUUGACAUUGUCUGUGGUGUUAAAUCCAACAUAAUUGUAUCUUUGUCAGCAUCGUUAUUGUUCAUUAUAAUCAUUAUCAUCAUCGUCACUUUCUUCAUUAUCAUUACUUCUAUCAUUAUCAUCAUCAGUCUCGUUAUUUGUCUGCUUAUUCUUCAUAAGCAGGUACUUGUUAUAUAAAUUGAAAAAUAACCAAAGAUUUGUAAUCACAUAAGUGGUAUGAUAUUAUUUAUGCAUUGAAAUUAUAAAAUUCUGUUAUAGUUAUCAUAUUCUCGUAGUUAUUAUAUUGUCGUUGAUGUUUGUAUCUUAAUUGUAAAUGGUGAAUUUCUAUGAUUUUAAGUUACUAAUUCAAUUAUAUUUAUUCAUUCAACAAUUUUAAAUAAAA